Messenger RNA from Oncorhynchus masou masou (cherry salmon), 3260 nucleotides. RefSeq names its product arfaptin-2-like. Gene Ontology annotation, cellular component: trans-Golgi network membrane. The coding region runs from base 211 to 1470 and encodes 419 amino acids. The record is from RefSeq and is a predicted model, not a curated record. Gene Ontology annotation, molecular function: phospholipid binding; protein domain specific binding. The transcript is spliced from 11 exons. Gene Ontology annotation, biological process: intracellular protein transport; regulation of Arp2/3 complex-mediated actin nucleation. Lineage: Eukaryota; Metazoa; Chordata; Actinopteri; Salmoniformes; Salmonidae.
UUUUAUCUGCAUACUGUGUCCGGUUCUACCGGGGGAUGCUAACGGAAUAACGACCACAGUCAUGCGUUCAUCAACUUACGAAAAAUAAACAUUGCAACGGUGUCAUUCCGUUCAUAAUAGUAAUAUUUGAUGAAAUACCGUGUGGAAUAAGCAGCUAUAUUUGACAUUUUGGGAGAUUUGACUACUGCACCUACACAGCAGACGACCACCAUGGCAGACAGUUUUAUGGGCAAGGCGGCUACCAUGGAGAUUCCUAUCAACAGCAAUGGAGAGACCCUGGCUGAGGAUGACAGUUUGGAGCAGGCUGCAAAGAUUCAGUGGACCUUAGAUGAGAAGGACCUGCAGCAGGUGAUGGUGUCUGGUCCCAACCUGAAUGAGACCAGUAUCGUGUCUGGAGGCUACGGAGGACCUGCAGGGGGCAUCAUACCCACCUCCUCCAUCAAAGGCCCCGCUAUCCACUUCAACCCUCAGUAUGUGGACAGGAGACGUCCCCCUGCCCUUAACUGUGCCCUUGUCCCUGGAGCCGAACCUCAGCCCACAGACCUGCGAAUGAAGUCCAGGGCACAGGGUGUAGGUCUGGUCCCCAGCCAGUCAGCAGCCAGCAGGAUAGCCAACCAGAACCAGACCGACCAGCCAUUCACAGGGUCGGGGAUGCACCACAGUAACAGCAACCAGAACAUGUCAGUGGAGGAGGCUAACCGUGGUGUGGCUGUGGAGAAACUAGACAGCGUUAAGAAGUGGGGCAUCAACACCUACAAGUGUACCAAGCAGAUGUUCUCUGAGCGGUUCGGCCGUGGUUCUCGGACGGUGGACCUGGAGCUGGAGGCCCAGAUAGACGUGCUCAGGGACACCAAGAGAAAGUACGAGUCUGUCCUGAGACUGACCAGCGCCCUGACCAGCCACUUCUACAACCUGGUCCAGACCCAGCAGGCCCUGGGGGACACCUUCGCGGACCUCAGCCAGAAAUCACCUGAACUACGGGAUGAGUUUGGCUACAACGCGGAGACCCAGAAGUUGUUGUGUAGGAAUGGGGAGGCUCUUCUUGGAGCCAUCAACUUUUUUGUGUCCAGCAUCAAUACACUGGUUAACAAGACAAUGGAGGACACACUGAUGACCAUCAAACUGUACGAGGCUGCAAGGCUGGAGUUUGAUGCGUACAGGGCCGACCUGGAGGAGUUGAGUCUGGGUCCUCGUGAUGCUGCCACCAUGGUGCGUAUUGAGGCGUCCCAGCAGCAGUACCAGGUGCAGAGAGACAAGUACGAACGGCUGCGCUCAGACGUCACCAUCAAACUCAAGUUCCUGGAAGAGAACAAGGUAAAGGUGAUGCACAAGCAGCUGCUGCUCUUCCAUAAUGCUAUCUCAGCCUACUUCGCUGGGAACCAGCAGCAGUUGGAACAGACACUGAGACAGUUCAACGUCAAGUUAAAGCCCCCAGGGUCAGACAAGCCCUCCUGGCUGGAGGAGAGCUAGAGUGAUCAGCUCCCAGUCUCCUGGGCUUGUAUGUAUCGAGCAUCUCAGAGUACUAGUACUGAUCUCGGAUCAGUUUUGCCUUUUAGAUAAUUAUGAAUCAGAUUAUAUGGAUAGGCAGGACUUGAUCCUAGAUCAGCACUCCUACUCUGAGAUGCUUGAUACAUUUGGCCCCAGGUCUCAGUCAGGUCUCUGGUAUAUUAGGGACACAGAUGGAGAGACACACUGGGGUUGGAAGACACAAGAGGAAUGGAUGGAUGAGUAGACGGAUGAACAUAUAUAUGAAACCUACACAAACUGUAUAUACAAACCAGAGAUGGGACAAGUAGAGACUAGUGAUGAUCAUACUAAGGGGAAAAGAACGCAGUUCUUACAUUUAGUUUUGCCAAUACAUUGCUCAUUUGUUUAUAGAAUGUCCAUUUUAUGUUGAUUUGUUGUGUUAAUAAUUAUUCUCAACAGAGCGUCAUUAUGUUGUUGCUAUGUAGCGUAACUUUUAAUUUAUCAUACUUUGAGAAGUUAUUCUAAGAUUAUAGUUUACACAUAAAUGUAAUCAUUAUUUUCAAAUUGUUUUCGCUCUUUUGUAAAGCAUUAUGUAAAGCAUUCCAGAGGUCAUAAUUUGAAAGGUCAGUAAACUGUUUACAUAUGUAGAGGAUAUUAAGAAUAGGCUAUGUAUCUGGACCAGUUACAUUGUUUGUACCUGGUGACGAUUAGAGGUAUAUUUAUUAAUGAGCAAAGGCAGAAAGAAGCCUACAGUCUGUGGUAUACUAUUGAUGACAGAAGUUAUGGGAUAAAGGGGCAAUCUUGGAUUUGUAAAAACAAAAAGCAGUCAACAAUCAAUGGCUAUAUAUCAUGAAUUUAAAAGUCAAAAAAUUAAUUUGUACCAAUCCCAGAUUGCCCCUUUGUCUACCAAUAAUUUUGAGGACAGGAAAUACAACUUUUGCAUUUACAAUAAUCUCCCUCUGAUUAAUCCUGUAUAUCAUUUAAUUACACAUGUAUUGUCUUUAACAUAUCCAAUAUCUCAAUAAUCAAAUAGAGUUAACAUUUGUUCAUAAAAAUACCUUGACUUGGGCCUCCCGAGUGGCACUGCAUCGCAGUGCUUGAGGUGUCACUUACAGACCCGGGUUCGUUCCCAGGCUGUGUCACAACCGGCCGUAACCAGGAGACCCAUAGGGCGGCGCGCAAUUGUCCUAGCGUCGUCCGGGUUAGGGGAGGGUUUGGCCGGAACGGAUGUAUGUCUCAUCUCGCACUAGCGACUCCUGUGGCGGGGCAGGCGCAGUGCACGCUGACACGGUUGCCAGGUGCACAGUGUUUCCUCCUACACAUUGGUGCAGCUGGGUUCCGGGUUAAUUGGGCAUUGGGUCAAAAAGCAGUGCGGCUUGGUUGGGUUGUGUUUCGGCGGACGCACGGCCCUCGACCUUCGCCUCUCCCGAGUCCGUUGGGGAGUUGCAGCGAUGAGACAAGAUCGCAAUUGGAUGUCACGAAACUGAUUCCAUUUAAAUGUAAAUGUUCUCUUUUGGUUUUUCUUUUGUUUUCUCUCACAUUUCCACAUCAAUGUUGUGUCUUGUUCUAAAACAGAUAUGGACCUGGUGUACAGUAUAUUAAAUGGUGGUGUACAGUAUAUGGUUUGGUAUUUCCAUAGAGAAGGUUUCCCCACAGAAGCUGUACAGUAAUAACAAUCCGUCCACCUGCUGUCCACUGAAUAUGUUGUUGUAGGCAUCAUCUGUAUAAGUACUGUACCAUAUUGUGUUCAUACAUUACAUGGCAAUACAAUCCAAAACAUGGCUGAAAAAUGA